Messenger RNA from Closterium sp. NIES-65, 2052 nucleotides. The record is from the annotation of a GenBank genome assembly. Lineage: Eukaryota; Viridiplantae; Streptophyta; Zygnematophyceae; Desmidiales; Closteriaceae.
AUGGUAUCAUUGACGGCCUCGUCGCCGCCCUUCCGCGGCCCUGUCGCCGCCCUUUCAGCGGCCCUGUCGCCGCCCUUCUACGGCCCCGUUGCUGCCCUUUCAGCAGCUCCGUCGCCGCCCUUCAGCGGCCCCGUCGCCGCCUUUCAGCGGCCCCGUCGCCGCCCUUCCGCGGCCCUGUUGCCGCCCUUUCAGCGGCCCCGUCGCCGCCCCUACCUGCGGCCCCGUCGCCGCCCUUCAGCGGCCCCGUCGCCGCCCUUCCGCGGCCCCGUCACCGCCCUUUCAGCGGCCCCGUCGCCGCCCUUCAGCGGCCCCGCCGAGCCGCCUUUGCUGCCGAGCUGCCGAGCCGCUGAGCCGCCGAGCCACCGAGCCGCUGAGCCGCCGAGCCACCUGUGCUGCCGAGCCGCCGAGCCGCCGAGCCGCCUUUGCCGCCGAGCCGCCUUUGCUGCCGAGCCGCCGAGCCGCACUGCAGCCAAGGCGCCGCCGCCUGUGGGCCUGCCCGGGUCCGCCUCACUUACCUGGAAAGAGCAGCGCCUCUACCACUGCACUGCCCUGCCCCACUGUACUCACUGCCUGUCUACUACUGUCAUGGCCUCCCCUAGUGUUCUCACCUUUGACGCUGAGGGUCGGGCAGUUGACUUUGAGGUCUGGGUAGAUGAUCUGCAGCUUUUCCUACAGUGCGAUAGGGCAGACGGUCUCUCCCUGUUUCACCUCACUUCUGGUGCCUCUCCUGCCCCUGCUGCUGAUGCUGACGCCACUGUUCGCUCACAGUGGGCCACGCGCGAUGCUGCUGCUCGCCUUGCUGUGCGCCGCCACCUACCGACCACUGAGCGUGCACACUUUAGCCAGUACAAGAGUGCUCAGACCUUGUACGACGCUGUAGUUGCACGCUACUCUUCCCCUGCCACUGCUGCACUGAGCCGCCUCAUGCUACCGUACCUCUUCCCUGACCUUGCUGCCUUUUCCACAGUUGCUGACCUCAUUACCCACCUCCGCACUAGUGACACUCGCUACGGCGCUACGCUUCCUGCUGAGUUCUGUGCCAAGAACCUCCCCCCCAUGUACAUCACUCUCUACUACAUAGUCACCCGGCUCCCUGACUCUCUCCGCGUAGUCAGGGACCACUUCCUCUCAGUUUGCCCCACCACUUUCACUGUUGACCUCCUCGAGAAGGCCCCCCUAGCAGCAGGGAAGAGUAUAGUCGCUGUAGGAGCCUCUCGUGGUGACCCUCGCACCCCCGUCUUUGAGGGGUGUUCUCCCUCUCCCCUCUUGCCCUCUGUUGCCUCUGCUGCUGCGGUUGACCUCGUUGGUUUCGAGUCGGUCGGCGCUGCGUCUGCCCCGAGCGGGAGACGCCGCACCGGCAAGGGCAAGGGGGGCAAGGGCGCUGGAGGGGCUGGCGAGGGCAGUGGAGGUGGUGGUGGAGGCAGUGGAGGGAGUGGGGGUGGUGGUGGGAGUGGUGUCGGGGGUGGCGGCGGCGGCGGCAGCUAUGGAGGCGGCGGAGGCGGCGGUGGUGGCGGAGGGAGCGGAAGCGGCGGAGGUGGCGGAGGAGGCGGAGGUGGAGGAGGCGGCGGAGGCGGCGGCGGCGGAGGUGGCGGUGGUGGAGCGGGUCGCGACUCUGUGCAGAGGAGUGGCUCAGGUGGUGGUCCGCGCCAGCAGCAGCGGAGUGGUGUGACCCUGUCCCCUCAGCAGCUUCGUGAGUGGUACACUGCGCGCCAGCGCGGUGGGGGUUUUGGUCCCUGCACUUACGUCCUCCGUACCGGUGACCGAGCUGGUGAGCAGUGCGGGGGCCCGCACUCCACCCAGCUCUGCUUCGGUCGCCUUAUGGACGCGUGGCGUCGCCAGUUCCCUGAGGCGUCAGAGAUCCCUCGCUGGGGAGAUCUGUCUAGGGCGGGGGUUGCCGUCUUUGAUCUUGACUAUGAUGCUAUCCUUGGUGCCAUGUAUUCUGUGACUACUAGUGUUGAGGGUGACUGUUACCUGUGUGUUCCGCCUGACCCGGGCAUUGAGGCCACUGCUAUGUAUUGCUUGUGUCGGUGUAUCUGCUGCCGCUCCAUGUAG